This is a messenger RNA of Electrophorus electricus (electric eel), 777 nucleotides long. NCBI's taxonomy places the organism in Eukaryota, Metazoa, Chordata, Actinopteri, Gymnotiformes, Gymnotidae. The record is from RefSeq and is a predicted model, not a curated record.
AUGCCUAAUGCUGUCAUCCAGGCGGCAGAAGAGCUUCUGGGUAAUGUGUCUCGAGCUCAAGGCCAUAAGCUGGAACCCUUGAGACUAGACCUGCAGGCGCAUGUUAAACCAGCCACUGUGACGGUGCAGAUGGGCGAGGAUGAAGAGGUGCUGCAGUUCUUUGCAGCUGCCAGCGAUUUACUCGACGGAGACACACUCAGACAGGAAUGUAUAUUGGAGCGGACGCUGCAGCUGGGUAACGGUACUGACAUGCCUCUGAGCAUCAGGCUGCUUGUGCAGCCACCAUUCUCCGUGAUGCUGCCCAGCCAAGACAACGCCCACACGGCCAGUUCCAGCCCCCGGUUCCACCCACACAGACCGCCGGGCUCAGCCGAGAGGCCCGCAACACUGCUGCUGCAGCCCAAACGCAACAUGAGGGUAAAGGUGGCCUUCCAUCUUUCAGCAUCCAUCCUGACCUAUCAGAACCGGCCUCUGGAGGAAGUCCCACCCUCUGUGACCCUGCUGUGCAGCGAGGAACGAGGAGGAGGAAGGAUGUGCUUUGAGCAGAGCCUGACCAUCCAGUACAGCAACAACACAGCGCAGACUGUACCCAUGGCCGCUUACCUGGGGCUACCCAUGCUGCACCUGUCCUGUGGCAGCGUAGACUUUGGCACCUGCUAUGUGGGUCAGACCAGAGUCAGAGAAGUGUACCUCUCUAACCGAGGCUCCUCCGGCAGUGCCUGGACAGCACUGAUUGGUACAGGGACACAAAUACAGCACCACCGUGCCGCUCCUUAA